GAAAGAGUCAGCGAUUGUGAGACCGAAAAAAGCGACAAAAACUUGUGCCCAAAACUCUAUUCCCUCGAAUUGGAUGUCUUCCAACUCGUCCUCCAACUCACCGAAGAUGUCGAUCACCUGAAACACAUCCAACAGGUCUACGACCCGACCGAAUCUCGCGCCUACAUUCACAUCGACUUCGAUGGGUUGGAGAGCGCGUGGAAGGCCUUCCGCCUCUUAGACGGCUUCGUGUGGAUGGACGCCGCGCUCGACGUCUAUUGGAGCGGACUUUUGCGGCCGCCAGAGGACAGGACUCGCGUCUCGUUCUACGUCUUUGUGGGCGACUUGCGGACAGACAUCGAAACACCACAACUCCUGCAGGCGUUCUCUUCGUUCGGACGCGUCUUCGACAGCAUUGUGGUGAGAGAUAAAGAGACCCUUUCCUCCCGGGGCUACGGAUUCGUGGCGUUUGACGACAAGGAGAGCGCACAGAAAGCCGUAGACGUAAUGAACGGUCGGUUUCUGAAGUGCUUUGUCGUCGAGAAAGAGACGAUUCGUUGGCAUUUCAAAGACUCGUACGAAAUGAUUGGUUUGCUUUCCCAUCGAAACAAUCGCACGCUUUGUGUGGAAGGACUGGAAGCGCGUCUUCUGUGCGAAGAGUUCAUCAAAAUUCUGUUCAAAGAGUUUGAAGUAUUCGCCGAAAAGAUACUGAUUUACGAAAGAAAGGCUUUGAUUGGGUUUCGGACGCGAAAUAUCUGA
Oppiella nova is the source of this 738-nucleotide messenger RNA. Lineage: Eukaryota; Metazoa; Arthropoda; Arachnida; Sarcoptiformes; Oppiidae. The record is from the annotation of a GenBank genome assembly.